Messenger RNA from Pocillopora meandrina, 17723 nucleotides. The record is from the annotation of a GenBank genome assembly. NCBI's taxonomy places the organism in Eukaryota, Metazoa, Cnidaria, Anthozoa, Scleractinia, Pocilloporidae.
GGCGUCCUUUUAAGUUCGAUGCAUAUUCAAUGUUUACUACAAAGUUUUGUCGUUUUUCUUUUUACACAUUGAAGAUGUCCUAACAUUUCGAUAACAUCUACACUGGAAAUGAAUAUGGUCGUCACUGUAAGAGUUUCUAGAGGCUUUUAGCCAAAUAUUUUGAGAAACUAUUGUACUCUUCCGACCUUGACCUUCCUGUCGCUAUGAGUUCUACAGUACGCGAUGAAGAUUACAUCAAAUUUCUUCAAGAUCAAGGUACACAUGACUGUUUAUUCAGAUAAACGAAAAUAGUAUGAACGUUUAGCGUAUACCAGUGAAGUUGCUUGACUAAACUUUCGUAAGACCACCUGUUGAUGUUAAGAUUUAAUUUUUAAAGUCGCUCUGCGAAAUAUGGCCAUGAUCCGAGGUACCUCAAAGUUUUGGAAAAAAGUGAUAUCAACAUUUUGCAGAAUCGAUGACAGUUUCAUUUGAUUAUUGCUUAAUGAUAGAAGGUUGUCAAAAAGUGCUCAUAUCAGGAUAUACGAGGCUUGAUUAAGUUUAUUAGGAGCUUAAUUAGUAUCGAAGGGUCGAUCUAAUUACUAUAAAAAUUUAGAGCAAAAUCUUGCAGCAGUGACACAGUUAGACUGCAAACAAACUUCACACUUUCUGGAAAUACAGUGUAGAGCUACAAAAUUACCUUAAAUUGUUUACUAGGUGAACAAUCCAUCGAAAAAAAUCUGAUCGCACUGCACAAAAACAAGAUGCUACACUGAACGUAAAGGUUGUUACUCUGUCAGAGAUACCGCCAGUCAUUAAAUUAUUAAAUCAAUGUAAAAUCAAAUGGUUGUUCCAAUCAUUAUGUAUAUGUCAUGAUAUAGUGUACAUGCACAUGGUGAUGUAGAAAAUAAUUUUUUCAUCAUUCUUUUCAACUACAAAUGGUAGAGUCACCUUGUGGCUGGAAGUCCCUUCAUUUCACAUCUGGUCCUAUUUCAGCAGUAUCAUGCUUCUAUCAGAAUUCCCUCCCCCCCCCCCUCGGCAUUUAGGGAUUAUCAUUUCAUGGUAGGGUUACCUAUUGGCAUUUCAUCAAUUUGCCUUGUCAAUUUGCUGGUACUUGGUUAAUUUCUUGAGUGACUUGUCCUCAUCCUUUGAAAUGUGGACCUUUAAAAAUGAGAGGCUUGUAAACUCACCACUCAGCCACAUACUCCUCAAGGAACCAAUCCUUUGCUAAAUCCAUGGAUCAAGUGGUUUGGACUAGUCACAGCUCGGCUUGUUCCAGGCCCUUAGUCAGUGGAGACAAGCAAAAGAGUGGGCAAGCAUCAAACAGCAGUCUCUCUUGUCUGGGAAAUGGCUGCUUUGCCUGAGCCCUGCUGUCAUUUUUUAGCACCUGAGAACGUGACAUAUGCUAAUUGCAACUCUAAGAAUGAUAAUAAAUAAGCGCCUGUCUACCAGGAGGUCACUUUGAAAGGUAAAGUAGGUCAACAACUCCAUAACUAGACAACCAGACCCUAUGGUGAUGCCUUAAAUCAAACAGUGCUGAUUUGAUGUUCAUUGUUAUCUUUCAGUGAGGAGACUAAAUGCUGUUCUUGAGGAAUAUCAAAAGAAAUAUCUUCCUGUUCAAGAACCAGAAGUCAAGGUAAAGUUAACAAAAAUUCAUAAUACAAUAGAGUCCCAAUUUCUUGAAUCCUUCAAGUUGGGUUCUUGAAACUUCCAAUAAUUUGAUUCAAUGCUGAUUUUUACUUCUUAGGCAAACAGUAUGAUAUGCUGAAAUUAAUACCCAUAUUUUUGGAAUCCUCUCAUAAUUCAAACCAAUUUCCUUUGUCCCAGCCUCACUCUUCAUGGGUCAGAUGUUUGAGUGUGAUACAACAUAUGCUAAAAAUUAUUUAAUUUAUUUUUCAACACUUUUGUGCAAGAUAUUUGAUUAUGAUUGUAUAAUUAUGAUCAUUUAUUUCAAUUUUUUAAUUUUCCUCUUUUUUUCUCUAGGGGAAAGAGCCUCUUCCUCCAUGGAUCACAAAUUCCAGGUUAGAAGAUAUUCUGGUCUUAAACAUGAAAGGUUUAACUGAAAUCAGCUUGUUCCUACAUCCGUCCUGGAACAUAAUGCUUCAUAACUGAGGCAUAACUAAAUAUUUGACUUCCUAACUUAAUGGAGACUUGUCUCCAUGCAAUUGAAACAUUAUUAAAAUUGAAAGCAAGCUACUAAGUCAGAAGACAAGCAAUAAAUUACUUUAAUCAUUAUUGUAUCUCUAUUUCUCAAUGUUUUUCAGCUCUUACAUUCAGUAAACCUAAUCUGUUUUUUUUUUUAUUUUCCUCAUAGAUGUUAUUAUAUAAUGGUAGUAUGAGAAAUCAAAUGGAUGUAAUUCUGCAUUAUGCUUGUAAUAUCUACUCUCCAGUCAUUUACAGCCAGUCUUUUUGGUGAAGUGUUUCUCCUCUCCCUCCCUCCCUCCCAAAAAUAGUAUUUUUCCCCCCCUCCAUCCUACCCACUGAUAAUGUUCCUCUACCUCCCCUCUCACCCACAGGUAACUGCUUGAUGUUUAAGGUGGUAAAUUUAGAAACACAAAGACUUUCUUUAAAAGUAAAUUUAAAUAAAAUUUCUAAUUCCUCCUUAAACAUGUCAAGGCUUAUGUUCAAUAUUUUUCUGUUUGUUGCAGCAUUUUAUCCCCACUUCUAGUUGAGUAUGAUAACAACAUCAAAAGUUCUCAGGAGCAGGCCAUGUUCCUCAAGGUAAAUCAGAAGCAGAUUGAAAUAAUUCUUGCAGCACCAAAUCCUGGUUGUAAAAGAUUCAAGAAAGAUUUGUAGUCAUAAGACUCAUUUUUGUCUUUUAACAUGACAAAUAAGGAAACCAUAGAAUUUAUUAAUUUGUUUGUCUCUUAAGUAGUCAUGCUGUUUUGGUGGGACAAGUGAGUUUCAAAAGCUAGAAGUCGAUUAAGGGUUGAUAAAGAAAGAUACUCUAUCAUGACAAAUCUGGAAAGCUGACAAUUUGAGUGAUUUAGAGAGCUAACCUUUUUUAGCAUUUGCUCUGCUCUGGCAAAGAGAUAACAUUUGAAAUCAUCAUGUCAACUCUCCAAAUUGUGUAAAAUAGUUUUACUUUACUCUGAGUCAGUUUCAAGUUGAUUACCAAUGCAUAUUUUACAGGAUUUACAAGCACUUUGUUUUAGAUCUCCUAGGCAUAUUUCUACUGUUAAUGUUGAUGUUUUUUUUUUUUAAUUUUAGGAAGAGUUGUCUUCAUUGAAGCAAAAGACAGAUCAUGUUGUUCAAGAAAACACAAGGUGUGGUCUUAGCUUUGAUGUUUUUUUCUUCUUUGGCUCCUGACAAACAUUGUGGUUUGUUAAUGUCUUAGUUGUGUUACUGUUUUUUUUUUGUUUUGUUUUGUUUGUUUUGUUUUGGUUUUUUUUAACAAGGUUACAUGAGGAAUUAAGAAAAAGCAUUGAGGCGCAAAUGGAUGUUAUGCGUCAAGGUGAUGGUAGUGGUGUUGAGAAAGAAGUGAUGGAGAACAUGCGGCAUCAGCUCCAGCUACUGUCUCAGGUAAUUGUUUUUCCAGCAAUGGUAGUAUUCUAUCAAGACCAAGUAAUGCACAAGGUUAACUAUUCUGUACAUGGUCAUUUUUAGGGCUUCCUGAAAGAUGGGCCUUAUUAGAGAGGAAGGAUAUCAGAGUGAUGGGUCUUGUUAGAGAGAGGGGGGGGCGUAUUAGAGAGGGAGGAUUAUAGGAGAGAGGGAUUUUUUUAGUAGGGGUACAUAAAAGAGGGGGACUUCUUAGAGGGGGUAUUAGACAGAUCAGGCUUCUUAGAGAGGGCGCUUUUUAGAGGGGAAGGCUUAUUAAAAACCUACUCAGAGUUUUAAUGAGGUCAUUAUAUUUCCUCAGAGGAAGGAUAUCAGAGUGAUGGGGCUUGUCUGAGAGGGGGGCCUAUUAGAGAGGCAGGAUUACUGCUAACCAAAGUUCAAAUUUUGUUGGUUGUUUUACAUUCAAGGAAAGAGACAGCUAUGUGGACCUGUGGCAAAAUGCUUGCAAUGAACUGGAAAAGCUUCAGGAAAUUGAACGGGUUUGUUCUGUCUUCUUCUGUCUUAGAUUUUUAUAAAGUUAUACAAACAAAUUCUCUUGUUGCUCGUUAAAAAGAGGCAAGCAUGCAUUUUAUCUGUUGCAGGAAAAAGAUGGUGAGUUGAAGGGAAGAACAAGAGCAAUGACAAGCCUGCAGGUAAUUUUAAGCGUAGUUCCUUAUAAAGGAGUCAUGUCAUGUUAAGCCUAGAAUUUUCAAGGGCAUUAUUUGAACCUUUACCAUGUUAUAGUCAGGCUUUCCUUGUUUAUUUUUGGUGAUUAGUUGUUGUUUUUGUUGUUUUUGUUGUUGUUUUCCCCUUCAUUAAGGUAUUGUUUUAUGGUCUCCUAACCCUAACUGUAAGCAAAGUAAAUUGAAGAGUUGCCCAAAGUUAGUAAUUGCUAGACAGUUCUUGUCUAGACAGUCCUAGCAACAUUUCCUGAAUGCAGCAUUAUUAUGUGCAAAGUGGGUUUGUCCUUUCAAUUUUAUGAAUUGUAUCCUGCACUGGGUUUGGGAUUUUAUUUAUCAAACAUCAGCUGUCGUGCAAUGUUAGUGAUAUUACAUCUAAAACAGCAAUUUGCUGUUUUUAAUUGUGCUUUUGCACAAUUUUGUAGGUGUAAGCUUCAUCAUAGAUCUGCUUUGGGCUUGUUUUCUUAAUCAUAUAGAAUGAUCUUCACAAAGCCAGGCAAUUUGCUGAGGAACUUCAGUCAAUAAACAAAAAGUUAAGAUUGGUGAGAGUAUUUUAAGAGUUGGGGAGGGGUGAGACUAAUUUAGCCUUGUUCCCAGGGCCUUGUGGACAAGUCUAGUCACAUAGAAGUUAGGCUCAAAUUUUGCUACCAUUUCUAAAACUUAGACACAAUAAUUUGUUUUAGUUUAUGUCACUUAUUGAAUCAGUCGCAUUUGAAACCCUUAUCGUCACAAGAAGGUUAAGUAGUGCUUCUUAUUACUAAGCUAGGAUUUCGACCUCCACCCUCCCUUCCCCCCACGCGGAGAACGCUACCAUAAGGCUUAGUGAGAUGUCAUGCACUAAAACCUUGUAUCAAUAAAGCUAAUAUAACGCAGCAGACACUUUUUUUUUCUUGUUUCGUUUUAGCGUUUCAAACGCAGAACAAAAUCACCUUUGUGGUUGAUGUAGACGUGUCGUGUAAUCGGUCAGUUGUAACACUUAUGGAAUACAACGGCUUUGUGUCUUGAUUACUGUUUCGAUUCCCGGUUGCAAUUAAAGGGAUCAAUCUUUCCUGAAUUGGAACGAGAAUUUUUAUUUGUCUUUCACGAAUGUGCGAAAAUUUGCCUUGGUACUCAAAAUUUUAUUUCGGCUAAACAUGGUCGAAAUUCUAGUCUGUAUGAUGUCGUAAAGUAAUAACGUGCUUUCGCAAAAUACUGUUGAACGAUCAUUUACAAUGUAAAGGACCUUUUUUUCUUGUUAUCUCUACUAAGAGCGUCGUAACUCUCUUUCAUUAUUAACUGUAUUUAUCCUUUAAGAACAAAACAAUAAAUAAUUUGUGAGCGUCAAGUUUAUUGUUUGAUGUACGUUAAUUAGUCCUUGUUUUGAAAAGUUAAUACAAUGGUCGUUUUUUUGUAAUUUUGAAUCUAUUUCCCUCAUACGAUUAUGUUGAAACCUGAUGGUACGAGAACGUAUUAUUUGUUGUUCGUGUGGUCUUAUAAUUAGGGAAAGCUUUUGUAUCAGCUUGCUCUAAAUUGCCUAAAAAUCUUCAGGCAAACAAACUGUCAUUUCCACUUCAGUGAGUGAAACUGAAUUUAAGAAAAAUACAAGUGAGGUUGAAAAAGUCUCAACAGAGCUUAUCGUCUUAAACUAAAAGCUUAUUGGUGCAUACGCUGUCCCGGAGUAUUGUCUCUGAGUAUUAUUUUCAUAUUUUUAGGAACAUGAAAAAUUUCUCGGCACAGCUCAGACCCAAGAUCAGGAAAUAGACGAAGUUCGAAAUGAGCUCAGGUUUGUUCAGCAUUUCUACUUUCUCAGGUGUAAAUCCAGUUGGAAGAACUUCAUUCGUUGAGUUCAAACUUCAAAUUUUUUUUCAUGUGAUGCGGAAUUUUUGCGAUCCACACAUCGGUUGACAAGUACUGUACAACGAUCUUUGAACGGACCAGUUUAUUUUAAAGUCAAACUGACCACCGACUACAAUGAGAGUGUGCUUACGGUUCUCACAGCUGUCUUGCACAAAACACUAUUUUCCCGUAGAUCACAUGUACGGCCUACAGUCAAGCCACGUGCCUGAAUUAAUUAGAAUGAGUGAUGGUUUCUGUUUUAAACCUGACCAAUCAGAGGGCGUAGUGAAGAAAAACCAGUGAAAGAAGUCCUUUUUCAGUCUCGAAUUACUUUUGACGCUUAAUUGAAAAUUGUUCAAAUAAUAGAAUUAAUAAUUUUGUUCUCUGUUUUCUGUGACAGGAGGUGCAAAGCUGAGCUGAAAAACUCCAGAGCGCAGAACGAAGAACUUCGCAGAACGCUGGAGAUAAUGGAAGGACAAAUUAGAGUGAGGGUCAGUAUUCUGUACCGUGUCUACUUCACUCAGAAUGCAGAGUCCUUUGCUCGAAGAUUUGGGCGGAGUCUGCAAUGAUCAAACUUGCCUUGCGUCACGCAAAACUUCCCUUCCACAGAAAAUUUUCUUUCCUCGCGGAAAACCCACGCGACUGUGGGCGUCUUUUAACCAUCAGAACUGAGAAGAGAUGAAGAUGAAACUCAUCAUUAUAAUAUGGGUUCAUUAUACUUUAAAAAAGGUGCUGAGAAUCUUCCAACCGAUCCACUUUCCGUUCCCUUACGGCACUCUUUUUCAGUUUUCGCGCAGAAAAUAACUUGAAAAAGUUGUCACAUUGUAGAUAAGUUUCCGUUUAAUGCUGAAGUUUGAUAUGUUACCCGAGCUGUUUUCUUGCAGGAUAGAGAGAGAGAGAGAGGAAAUGAGGGUAACAAAGACCUUCCUGAAGUCGACACUCGAAUGGAACAACUACAAACCACUCUUAUUGCACUGGAGUCGAGGUGAUAUGUUUUUACCUUCCAUGUACUCGUCUUUUUCUGUUUCUUUCUUUAAUUUUGCGCCAACAGACAACGCAGUUUAAAAAGCGUGAUCCUUUCAAAUCAGUGCAAGUCAAUAACACGACUAAACACGUCAUAGUCACAACAAAACCAAUCUGAACUCUUAGGCCUGAGAACCGCUGGAAACUUUUCUUCCUUUUUCUUACUCACCGUAUCGUGGAAAACUUUUCGUUGAAUGAUGCACGAAAUAUGUAAGGCUAAGAAUAUUUUGACAUUUACAACAUUACCCGUUUGGGGCGCCUUUUAACAUUUUUGAUAUUCUUGAGAAUGAUAUUAUUUCAUUACUGUAUCCUAAACAAUAACCUGUUUGUAGGGUGUUCAAACUGAUGCGCGUUUCCAUUGAGUGUUUAAAAAAACAAUCAUGACAGAAAAAUUGAAGCAAAUCACAAUGGCCAAUCAGAAUCGAGGGAAAUACCACAAGAAGCCAAUGAGAAUUCAAAGAGAGGGCCGCGUCGAGCGCGGGAAAACACAACUGACAAGGAGUUACGAUUGGCUCAAGUUUUGUAUCUGAUUGGUUGCAAAAAUGGCCGCAGUUUUCUUGACCAAUCACAGCUCUAGCAAGACAAAAGCGGUUCCUUAUUGGUUCUGACACUUGUACCUCGGGUAUUUCGUUUGCGUCGUGGUACUGCUCUCUCUGUAUUUUACUAAAAUUGCCCUUUAAUGUCACCCCCUGGAUGGUCGUGUUUUCAAUGCCCAGUUCUUCAACAAUAUUUCUUCUCUUUUAUAUGUCUACCCUUGCUUCACUUAACGAUUUUUAUUUCUAGGAAUGGAUAAUGACUCUGUAGUCUUCAAUUGUUACUUUUGUAACCCUCAUAUUUUAUUUGUAGGCUGUCUGGGACGCUUAAAGAAGUCGGACGGCUCAGAUCAGAGAAAGCUGAGCUGGAAGAAAGAUUGGAAGUUUUACAGAAAAGAAGGUACUUGGGGCAAGGGGGUCGGGAGAGACAGCCUGCGAUUUGAAAAAAGUUAAGAUCACGAAGCAAAUACGCACCUUCGACGUGCUAAUCAUGGUGAACAUGACGACUGCAAACGAACUUUAUUCUGAAUGCGUUGUGUUUUUCUUUGGUAGUUCUGAUCAGGAACAGCGUGAGUUUGAAGCUAUUGCUCACGUCAGAGACAGUGUACAGAUGGUGGAAAAUGCCAUUCUUGAGAGAGACCAGGUAUGAAAUAGAAGAUGACUUCGUGAAACUCUUGUAUGACAAAAUGCGUGUUGAAAUCGAAAUUUGGUUUCAUCCGUUUUUAUGCGAAUGAUAAACUGGUUGGUGAAGUAUAUCGACAUUCGUUUAAGAAUUUGUGACGGACUGCGUAUAUGAGACUUUUGUGUUGUUGAUUACUUUCCUUAAAGAUAACAAUUGCACACGUAAAUAUUUCGCGCGCCUUUUUUUUCACUUUGCGCGUUCAAGAGAUAAACUUUUUUGUUUAUUCCCAGGCCCUUGUCCGAGAGCAACAGAAAACGCAAGAAGUAGGCAGGCUUCAAGAAGUCAUCAAUAAGAUUCUCAGGGAGGCUGGGAAAAGGACAAGAGAAGAGGUAAUUGUACGGAGAAUUUAAACAUAAAGAUGACUGUCUGCCUGUUUUACUGCUUUGAUGUACAAUUUUCAAAUUAAGAGAUAUGUGGAACAUGGAGUGAAAAGAAUGAUGAAGUGAAAGGGUGAAAGAUGGCGACUUAAGAGAAAUAAAGAAAUAUUUUUAAUGAAUAAAAAAAUGUUCCUAACUUUUUGAAUUGACACGACUACUUGACUCGCUGCUGAUACUAAAAAUAAACUGGGAGCUCGUCACACAUGAUUCUAUUAAUGGCGUGACUCAACUUACAUAUCCCUGUGGGGAUCCCUGGCGAAAAUCUAAUCUUUUUUUAUUGUCCAACUUUCUUGACAAACUGAAUAACGUUUUUAUGUUAAACAUUCGUCAUUUACGAUUGUGGUGGGACGAAGAAAGCUUGUGACGAUUCGGACCGUAGCUGGUUUUAAUUUUGCUGACGAAUGCUGGACUGAGUUACAGAGGACUUGUUGUUUAGUCAAGGGAUGUGCUAGAUUCGUUUAUGACGAGCGCACUACAUACCGGGAGAUGCAGCGAUGUCGAAACUGCCCUGCGUUUGAAAGUGUGGUUUGAUAGUUUUGAGCCUCUACUUGUGUUCUAGUUGAUUCACAUAUUGACUGUGAUUUUGUUACCAGGUGGAUUCUGUUCGGAAUCAGUGUAACAAAAACAUCCAGAAACUAAUGGAGGAGAUGCAUUUUCUGGAAUUGGUGAGUAAAUGGUGCUAAAUUAAAGGAGGUCGCGUUGUCACUUUCCCUGGGAAACUUCUGUCUGCCAAUAGUUCGAAUCAAAAUUUUAUUGGCAGGCUAUCCCUUGUACCCUAAAGCUGUAGCUGGAAGGGGACGGGUAGAGUGGCAUGUACCCUCUAUUUGUCAUGAAGAAAUUAUAGGUUAUGAUUAGAGAAAAAUCUCGCACCUCCCCCCCCCCUCCCCCUUAGACGCCUGUGUGGACCUCUUUUUAGGAAAUCCUACAAGCACGCGCGGUUAUGAUUGCGUGUUGAAUAGUAAUUUUAUGGCAUCAUUUUCACUAAAUUUUCCCAAAUUCCUUCGCUUACCGUUACUUUGAAGAAGUCAAUAACACGUUUGUCUUAAUAUCAAAUUCGGUUAAUGACUGCUUGUACCAAGUUUUCAAUAUCAGAAAGUGGUAUAGAUUAGUUACUAGCGAAAAUACCUCGAGGAAAUUAUUCCGUUUUUUACCCAGACACAAUCAGAGAGCAAAUGUGAUCGAAUAAAAAACAUAACUCUGAUACUUUACCUUUAUUCUGAUCACUAACCGUUACGAUUACCGAUUUGUGGCUGUGGUGAAUGGGUUGUGACAGACCUCGCCGCUUGAGGGUGUAGACGAAACAUCGAAAGGGAAAUUACAUUUUUUGUUAGGUACCGGUGGUGUACUCUGUUGCAUGAGUGGUACCACCUGAAAGUCUUCUCGGACAAAAUUACGUGGUUUUUACCACCAGCAUCCAAUAGGGCAUAAAAAUGGUCCCUCCCUCGCCUUGUACACUUUUUCUUCCCCUAAAAGGAAAAUGACAAAGAGCUGCAUUGUAUGAAUUCACUGAAGCGUUAAGAGUUGAUUUACGGAAAAUAGUUACGCGAUAUCACUGUCUUAGCCGACAACAAAGGGUCAUUUCUCAGUCAUGUAAUUUCUUAUCCACUUAUUUUUUCCAAGUAUACAUCUACUGCACUUAUCUUCUUAAUUUCAUUUUUCCUUUAAGAAUUGUUGUUAUCUUGUGUCCAGAAUUCUAAAAUAUUCCCGGAAAAACUCUACUAAUCUGUGCGGGCUAAUAUUUAAGCCGGUUAAUUUGCCGAUGACAUCAAACAUGCCACUCGCAUUUGAAAGCCUUUUAUUGACAUUUCGCGAGGGACGCGGAAAAGUCGCUCUAGGUAUGAAAUAGUGAAAAACUAACUUUCUUUAGACCACUCUUUUGGCGACAUGGAAACUUCUCCGGCCCGCACAAGAGACAAGAAGUGGAUCUUUGAAUAUUAUCCGGUAAUUAAGCGCUUGUGUUAAAAUUUAAUUUCUGUUGAAUUUAGGAGGAUUGUAAAUUCGUUACUGUUCGUUACUAUUUCACGAAUGUCAUGUACUCCGUUGGUUUGGGUGGUCGAGCAGUUCUCUUUGGAAUUUACGAGCAUGCUUAUUCUUUCUUUGUCAUGUUAUGACCAAAAUUCGAUUUCUAUUUUGAUGUGUGGACAUUUUUCAUCGUAUUCGAUUCCUUUUCUUUCCGGACGCGUUGUCAAGUUAUUUGCAUAAUGCGUUUAUAAACAUUCAGUCGUCGCUUUCGAUAAAUCACUUCAGUUUUCUUCUUUCUCGCUAUUUAGCGAUACACAUGAAGACUACUAUUUCAAUGACAGAUUAUGUUCUACUAUAAGUACGAUUCUUGACCGGGUAAUUUGAUGAAUAAGCUAUGGCUGUGAUCUGACACGUGAAGUAAAUACAAGAUCUUUUGUAUUUAAACCCGAUGUGAUUAUUCUUCUCUGUUUUAAAUGAACACCAAGAGUUAAUUCCUAAGUUUAGAUUUCUUAGUUUUUUAAAUUUUAUUUGCGUGUUGAAACGAAUGUUACAUAUGAUUAUUGUGUGACAUUCCUUUUGGUCUGUCGUCACGCAACCACUUGAAAUAAUGAUUAUGUCACACACUCUAAUCGUUGCUUUAGUGGUAUCUUUUCUAAUCGAAUUCCCCAAAAUACAAUUGCGUCGUACUGAUUCUUCGCUUUUACUCCAAAGGACAGCUUAUCAGCUCAAAAAAACUGACAUAACCGUUUUGUAUCAAACACUAAAAGUACACCAAACUAGAUGAUAAAAUGGAAGUGCUAACCUGUUAUCGUUACAUUGGACAUAACAUUGUACUGAUCUGUGCUUCUCCAGGAAGGAGCUGAGAAACAAGCUCAGUUAGAGAGAUCACUAAGGGAGAAGGCCGCCGUGGAAAAAGAACUUGAAAAGGUGAGGCUUCUACAAGUUAUUUCUCUCUGUUAUAGUAGGAAAAUGUAUUUCAAGGCACUUAAUUCUAAUAUUUGCCUUGAAUAGCAGACCACUUUUGAGUUAUCGUCUACCAGGGUUGGCAAAACCCUUACAGUUAACCCUUUAACUUCCAGAAGUGAUAAACACGUAACUUCUCCCCACAAUAUCCAUACGUUAUCCAGCUAAAAGGUAAUGAGAAUACUCAGACUUAUCGGGUUGAAGUUGUCAUCUAGAUCUAACACCAAAUUCUCGUAGCUAACAUACCAGGCAAUGUGUAGCAGCUAGAGGGGAGAAUUAACAAUAAGAUCUUGAGAGUUAAGGGUUAAGAGUAAACUGGAUGUAAAAGGUGGGAAAUAUUCACUUGAACUUCGAACCACGAACUCUGAAAUCGCGGGCUCAAUUCUUCAAUAUAAUCCGUGAAGGCAGACAAGGAUUCCCUAACUCUGCGGAGUUUUCUCUUUUUUUUUUUUUUUUUUUUUACCUUUGUAAGAGGUAAAACUAUCCAUGGGUAGAUGAAAGGGAAAAAAAAGCACGUAAAGGAGGCUGGAGAGGGAAAAGAGGAAAGCGAGACCUAUUGCUCGUUCCAUCGUUACUAGAGGAAACAUUGGAAACGAAUUUACCAUCGCUCUUUCUCGCGUACUUCUCAUUUUCUUUUCUGUUUAAAAUGAUUUGCUUACCAGUGUGAAUUUCUCUAUGGGGGAUAUGCAGCAGGUAAAGUUGAGAUUCCAUUUUUAUGACCCCAUCAGCUGACCGAAGCCUUAAGAUUCUCUUUGCUCAACUUUCACAGUUGCAAAUGUUAUGAAACCUUUUUUUUCCCGCAGCUCUACCAAGAAGGUCCGUCUGAGAUUGCGCGGGCUGGGAUGACUUUUGAAGAGCUACAGAAACGAACUGGAUUGGCCGAGAGAACCCGGGACGAGGCUUUACGGAGAGUAGAUAGCCUUAAUUCCACGCUCAGAAAGAUAGAAACAAAGUAAAUAAGCAGAUUAUGCAUGGCAUCGUUUGAUUGACUGUUUCUUUGUUUGUUUAUUUGUUCCUUGUGAUAAAUCAGGCGGACGGGAAUUCGAUAUCAGUUAACACUAAGCAGAGUUUUAAUGUAUAGCCGUCAGGUGAUUUGACAGGUCUCUGGUCCUAGUUGUUCAAAGGGUGAACACCGCUAUUCACUGGAUAAAUCUCUAUCCGCUGGAUAACGCAGCACGUUUAGAUAAUACUCACCCGCUGGAUAACGCAGCACGUUUAGAUAACACUCAUCCGCUGGAUAACGCAGCACGUUUAGAUAACACUCACCCGUUGGAUAUCCAUUUAUCCAUCCUUUGAAUUACCACUCUCAGGAAGACGAUAUUUAUUCCUUCAUCAUUUCAAUUUCCAUCUUUUUCUAGUGGUGAAUCUUUAAGUGCUCUACUUUCGGCCAUUUUGAGUAUGUUUUACUUUACUACGUACAACCUACUUUUUUAUGCUUUUGCCUCUAGACACGAACAAGAAAAAUCUCAGGGUGUCUCUGAAAUUGGCGAACUUAAAAGGAGAAUGAAACAACUAGAAGAAGAAAAUGAAGAGAUUUCUGACAACAGACUUCAACUGAUAGGUAAAGAAUCAUUUUUCUGCUGUUGCGGCCAUAUUUAAUCAAUUAUCUUUGCGCAUGUCCCUUCCAACUCCUCCUCCCUCCCUCCCUCCCUCUCUCACCCCCCUAUCACCCCCCUCCCCAAGCGUAGUGGAUUAUGUUGCCGACUUAAUUACGAUUACUAAUGAAUUGAUCUUCGAAAAUAUUUUGAAGAGUAUAAAAAUUAAUUUUACGAAGUCAUGUUUUCACGAUUGAAGAACAUUUUACUGUAAACUUCAUUCCCUUACUCUCUCAGAUGAAAUAGACAAGCAGAAACGGGAACUUCUCCAAGCCAAACAAGCGAAAGAGACCGCCGAACAUCAGUGCACUUUGGAGGUAUUUUUUUUAAAAAGUGUUUGUUGCCUUCUCGUAACCUAAUUCAGGAUCUAUGUAUUUUCAAUAUCUAUGUAAAGAUGUCUUUUAUAGUAAGGCACAAUUAUCUCUUGAAUAGUUUCCGCCAUUCCUGUAUUUUGUCCACGGAUCUAUUCUUUUCUCUUUGGGUAUCGUCGAGAACGCGAACGAAAUGGGAGUCUUGGGUUUUAAAGAACGCAAGCCCCAUGUGGUGGGGAAAGAACAUCAACGAACAUUAAUUUUUUUUUUCACCUGUUUCACAGUCUCUCCCUUACUUCGCUCUUUUUUGCCUGACUUUAAAAAAUAAAUAAAUAAAUAAAGAAUGGACGGACUUCCACCUUUGUGAUGUUUCCACAUUGCUCUAGUCGACCAAUCAAAAUCCAUGGGUGAUUCUAAAUGGGAGCAGAACUGUGUCAAAGGGGUUCCCAGUCGAAAAAAGAUCGUUCAAUUUUCUUUCUCGUUAAAACUAAUUAAGUUAAAGUUUUCCGUUUUCUUUUAUUGUUCUUAAUCUUUUGGCUGCGGAUAAUUUCUCUGCGCUGUAUCUUUAAAACAGAAGUCCUUAUCUUUUUUCAGGUUUCAUCGCUCAAUCAACGACUUGAGCAACGGGAAAGAGAGUUUGAAUCACGACUUCGAAACGUGGAGGAGAUGAACAGACAGUCGGUGAAUGAACUCAGAGAAAUGUUGAAUGGACAACAGAAACUUGGAGCACAGUACGUGUUACCGUGUUCAGUCAAAAAGCUUUUAAAAAUGAUUAAGCUCUAGCGUGCUUCUAAAAUAAAACUCUUCUCGACGAGGAUGGGAUUCGAACCCACGCGUGCAGAGCACAUUGGAUUAGCAGUCCAACGCCUUAACCACUCGGCCACCUCGUCUGUUGACUGAGAUAUGACUUUCGUGAUGCGUGCAAAUCACUUUUUGUUCUUGGCAGGAGAAUUUAGUUCUUAAUCAAGAAUGUCCCUUACAUCGCCAUGGCUAUUAACCUUACGUUGUUGUGAAGGUGUUAGAUGUAUAAUAAAAGUCGAUCUCUUUGGUCUGUCAGGUGGAAAGAGGAAUCUAGAGCAGUAACGCAGAAAUUUGAGCAAACAGUGAAUGAGUUGAGGUGAGUUUUUAUUUUCCUUACAUGCCUAGUCUUUGGAGAGGAACAAAAAUAAUGAUAAGAAUUUACAACCAUUGCCCUUCUGUUGUCCAUAAUCUACGGCGCUUCUUCGAAGACGAAGUUUCGGUUUCCACAGCAACUUAUACUUCUUUAAAAUAAUUUUUGUUCGGUUUAAAACUUACGCCACAUUGAAAACUAUACAAAAUAUGGCCUAGAAAUUGGCUGAGGAAAAGAUUAGAGUUAUUAUAGAUUUUUUAUUCAUCUUAGUAGCUUUGCAAACAGUUAUAAUCCCUUCAAUUUUGAUUCACAGUGGGAUAGAAUCCCAGAAAUUUUUGCCCUAAUGUACAAUUUUACACCUAAAACUCCGGGUUGAAUUAGCGCUAACGCCUCUCAAACAACAGUCUCUAGCAGAACAACUUUCAUGGAAGUUGCAUUAGAAAAAGAAAAUGGAGAAAAGCGAAAAACAGUCUUAAACACUCUGAAUCGCCUCUCAGCAAAAGGUGUUCACUUCAUUUUUUUACCUUCUCUCUACUAGACAAGAGAUUAACAAGCAGAAACGAAGGAAUGAUGAACUGAAUGGCCAGUUGAACGAGGAGAGGCAGGCGAGAGAGGAGGUACUACUCGACAAUAGCCUUUAAGCGAUUGUCGUUCUUAGUAUUGGAAAAACAUGUUGUUGUUGUUUGUAUCUAAAGUGAGAGCGCUCCAAAAUCUGUUUCAUUUGCCUUUUCGUCAAAGUUUACGUUAAAGUAGUUCUGGUGUCUAUGGUUCCUCAUACGGGAAAAACUCGGAUUAUGGGACACCAUCAGGAGAGGAAAAAGUGUCCCUUGAGUAAAAGAGUCUCUUCAUUGAUGUUAGCAGACACGAAACUUACGCGAGCAUCCUUUUCCAAAUAAGGACGAAAUAUUUGUUCCUCAAAUAGGGGCGUCGCGAGGGAGAGGUUCCGCUCUUGCUGUUUAGAGAUUUUUGCGCUGGCUGCUAACCUUCUAUUUUCCUUUUAUCCUCUUUGCAGUUGGAAUCCAAGCUUUCGUCAUCAAAGCUUUCUCACGAGAAACUUCAAAGUAUGGUCGUCGAUGCAGAAACAAGAGCAGAUGCAGCAAGCUCUCAGGUAUAAUAACGACAUGUCUACACGCAGUGCGCUAUCCUGUUUUAUUAUACCAAAACUAAUAAAGACAUGUCUACCUGUCCUAUCAUAACGAAACUUUUUUUGUUGUUGUAUGUUGUUGUUGAUUUAGUUAUUUCCUCGUUACUAUUUUCCCGUGAAAGAGCCAAACAAUCAACUCACCUCAUAUCACUCGAGUCUUUCAAAUCGUUAUUGCAAAAUUUCUAGAGACAUUCAGUUGAGUCUUUAACCCUUUACACCCUAAGAUCAGAAUGCAUAUUCUCCAUACUGUUCUCAAUACAUUUCCUAAGGAGAAGACAAGGAGAAUCUGUUUACUAAUCAAGAGCUUCAUUAGCUGGUGAUCAUUUUCUUUAUUCUCGUAACCUUAAUGUGUGAAUUGGGGAUGAUAUUGUAAGGAGAAAUUAGAUGCUGGUCACUCUCGGGGUUCAAAGGGUUAAGGAAAUCCGGGAAUGCGUUGAUCUUUCGUUACUGUGGUUUUUGUUUUACAACUAAAUGAGCGCUAAGAAGAAAGAGUUGCUUGUCUUCUAGCUUUCUUAAAUUUUAUCUCAGCUUUGUUUAUUUUUUAAAAAAAGUGGCUUUGGCCUCAGUUGUUUUAACACUAUAGGUAUCAGGCACCGAUCAUUUUUAUUGCUUUUUCUUAGGUAACUACACUUUUAAAUCGUGAGAGGCAACUUUUACAAGAAAGAAAACUCCUCAACCGCGAAUUCGAGAGGCUCAAAUUAGAAAAGAGUCGGCCUGGAUACAACAGAAUCCGGGAACCUCCUCAAAGACUUUCAGACUUGUUAAGUACCGCAAACACCGGAGCUUCUGCUCAUGAGCCUGCAGUUCGUUUGGACCUGAUGUCUCCAAGGGAUGAUGGGUAUUUGCGAGAACUUGACGGUAUUGGAUCCAGAACAAGUUACAACGGAAUUUCAAGAGACAGAGUUAUACUUUGAUGAAGCAAGAAAACAAGUCUCUUUUGAGGUUGUACAUAAAGCAUCUCUACUAUUCAGUCUUGGUGACUUUUAAGCUCCUUCUGAAGUAUUUGUAUUUCGUCAAGGAGAGACUUGAUGUGCAACACGCCCAUGGCUCUUGCGGUGGAUAAGUUUGUAAAAUGAUAACAUUUCGAUCAAGCAAAGACAGAUUUUUAAUUUAAUGCCCAAAGUAAAUUGAGAUUGCAUUGGUUUUGCUUUACUUCGUCGUGUAAUUUGUCCCGAAACUCGUGCCACUUUUUCAACCAAUCAGAUGCAAGACGUAAACCAAUUGCGACUCGGACCUCGCGUUUUCCCGCGCUUCAGUUCUAGUUGUCUCUUGGCGAUUGUUUUGUCUUUACGUCACUCAAGCGAUGUGCACUGUAUAAUGCAAUAUUUGUCUUAAUUUCUCGAAACAUUCUCGGUAUUUAUUUCAAACUAAGCUUUGAAGACAGGGAGUUUCCUAGUCCAGUAGAGCCUGGGAUUUAUAAACAACGGUUUUCAUCUACCAUUUCAGACAGCCAGAUAUUUUACCACAAUGGAUUUAAAUACACCUUCUGUGUCGUCACGAUUAGUUCACCUCACAGAUCUGAUGUCUGAUGUUAACAAUACAGUAUUAAUGAGAAGACCAUAAACAUAUCGUCUAAGUCAACUCUCUACUAUUUAUAGUUAGUUCAAGAUAUCUCUUUGGUUGCACAAUUAUCUCCAACGUGUGGGAAACCACAAAAUAUUAGUCUGAUGUGAUCGGAAAAACCAAAAUAUGAAUAUUAAAUAUAACAGGAACAAAGAUGGCUAAGAAUGGACAAGAUUGACGUGGAUUUCUUUUCAUGACGAAGUUGAAAAUUUCAGACUUAUUUUUUAAAGAUGUUCAAAUCGUGACGAAACUUUUUCAAUGGUUAGCAUUUACAUGGUAAGCGAUCCGUAAGCGUUCACAAAACUUUUGUACUGAUGUGUUUUGAAUCUGAAAACAUCUUUUGGUGUGGCAGAAAUAUUGCUAUCUGACAAAAAUUUGGCAUUGCCCCACGGAAGAUGAUUUCCAAGUGCGUUAACUCAUAUAUUGUAUAAAGGUUUUAAAUGUAACUGUA